Lodderomyces theae is the source of this 1842-nucleotide messenger RNA. RefSeq lists its product as uncharacterized. The record is from RefSeq and is a predicted model, not a curated record. Gene Ontology annotation, molecular function: DNA binding; histone binding. Gene Ontology annotation, cellular component: SWI/SNF complex. The transcript has a single exon. Gene Ontology annotation, biological process: positive regulation of DNA-templated transcription. Bases 1 to 1842 code for a protein of 613 amino acids. Lineage: Eukaryota; Fungi; Ascomycota; Pichiomycetes; Serinales; Debaryomycetaceae.
AUGUCUAGUGUUGAACCAAGCACGCAAGAGGAGAAUGGGUCCACCCCAGUGAUAGACACUCAACAACCUUCAGAGAAGCAGCAGUCACAACAAUCUCAACCUGACCAACACGGAGGAACCGAAUCUGCCCAAGAUUCUCAAGAGCAGAAACCAAACUUGGUUGAAUAUGAUCAAUUACAAAAAGAGUUUCAAGAAAAGUCACGCAAGUACCUCGUUGAACAGACACAACAUGUUAUUAUCCCAUCAUUUGCCAAAUGGUUUCACUUGAACAAGAUUCAUCCAUUAGAAAAGAAAUCGUUUCCUGAUUUUUUCAGUGAAGAUUCAAUAUACAAAACACCUCAAUCCUACAAGUACAUUCGAGAUUUUAUUAUCAAUACAUUCAGAUUGAAUCCCAAGGAAUAUUUAACCAUAACUGCUAUUCGAAGAAAUUUAGCUGGAGAUGUGACAAACAUUAUCCGUAUCCAUCAGUUUUUGGAGAAAUGGGGGUUGAUCAACUAUCAAAUUGAUCCCAAGACUAAAUCUACAAUCUUGGGGCCACAGUAUACGGGACAUUUUCAAAUCACUUUGGAUGCGCCUGAUGGGUUGAUUCCAUAUGUGCUGGAGGAUACACAGGUAGUGAAAGGCAAGGGGGAAGCUACUACUCAAGAAGGGCAGAGUAGUGAGGCAAAGCAAGCAGCAUCUACGUUGGAGCCAACCGUGAAGAAGGAACAAACACCUGUUGAUACACCAUUAUCUUUGAAUAUGGAAAUUAGAAGAGACAUUUACUCCACAGGACCAACAAAAUUUGGUUUCAAACCCCAAAACAAAGUUUCAUAUUCAUGUAGUAUUUGCGGCAAGGAUGCAACUGAAGUCAGAUACCACAAUUUAAAACUCAAGUCAUACUCCUACAACCCCAAUUCAACCAUAAACAAUGCUAGCAUAUUAUGUUCCAUAUGUUAUGAUCAAGGUUUAUUCCCACUGAACUUUACAUCAUCUGAUUUCGUUCAAUUCAAACAAUUGGCCGAGAAUGAAGCUUGGACUGAACAGGAAAUCUUGUUAUUGUUGGAAGGUAUUGAGAUGUUUGGCACUUUUGAAUCAACUAGCAACUUGAUUACACUGGGAGCAAACAUCAAUAUUAAUGCCCAAAACCAAUGGAAUAAAAUUGCUGAGCAUGUGUCUACAAAGAGUAAAGAACAAUGUUUGACAAAGUUUUUGCAAUUACCUAUUGAGGAUAAAUUCUUGCAUAAGUUGAUCUCAAAUAACGCCCAAUCAAAACAACAACCACAACCGACUCUUUCUAACUCUGGAGACAACGUCGACAAGGCCAACUUGGUUGAAGAAAUUGCGCAAAGGUUGAUCCAAUCCAACCAAGGUCAAGAUCUCAUCAAAUCAAACUCAACCGAAUACAUCUCCCAAUCCAACGCUGAACAAUUGGACUUGAUUAAUCAAAUCAUUGACUUGACGGUCGAAAAAGUCAAUUUGAAACUAGGCAAAAUCGACCAAUUGCAAAACCAACUCGUGUCCAUCACUAACCAAUUGCAAUUGGAGCGCAAACAGUUGCAAUUGACAAGAUGGGUCCAAUUGAACAAAGUCAACAAGUUGAAGCUGGAAAACCCCGAGUUGAGCAAUGUGUUGCUGGACUUGAUGAAACCGGUCAAGAUUAGCGAUAUAAAUUCUGGUGCAUCUGGAAAUUUGGCAAGUAAAACUGGACGCGAUGGAAAUGAGCGUGGUGAUGACAAUGAGAACGCAAUGGAUGUGGAUGGAAAUGAUGAUGAUACUACUGCUGCUACGUCGUCAAUAGAUGCUGAUUCUGUGCCAGUGAGUAUUUCAAAACCUAAAGAAUAUCAAUUCUGGUCAGGCUAA